CUCCGGCACACUGCGGCCACGCACCUGCUACUGUGACGUCGUGUGACGUGUUACAUUGGGGUGGAUUAUUUGUCCAAUUACAUGUUGCCAUUGCUAUUGGAAGUUGUAGCAAGUUAGCGCCUGGCCGCAGCUCCUGUGCGGUGAUCGGGGGCGUUCUAGAACUACUAAUCCACGCUUAGAAAACACAGACUCCCAGAGCAGGGGGAAAUACCAGUGAUCGCGGACAGGCCUGACUUACGACAAUUUAAGGACCGUUAUUUUUUUUAAUUGUUUAACUGUGACUUUCAUUAGUGCUCAUCGAGUGCAGAGAUUUACGUUAUCUAAGGGACAGAGACCAUACGAUAGGAAAUGCGAAAUCCGUCUAGCUUUGUGUUGUUCAGUGCUACUCUAUGUGUAUAUUUCACUGUACAGAUUUCCUCGGUCUCAGCAUCAAAAUGCAAAGGACCUUGGGCAAACCACAUGUGCUUUGGAGGAAAUGGAAAACGGUCGUGGUCACCGCCGGUACAGGAACCGGAAAUGAACAGAAAAGAUGACGAACUAGGAAGAACUAUGCUUAGAAAUGUUCUUUUAAAACGUUUAAACACUUAUCCAUCUAUGAGCAGUUACUAUAGCGACUCAGAAAGCUUUUAUCCAAUGGGCUCUGAUUUUACAGAGGAAGGCGAUUCAAUGAGCAGGGAAAACGAACUCCGACAGCUACUAAAGGAACAGAUAUUACGGAAGGAAAUGGCGGCGCUAGUUGGAGAUGACGAUGUGUAUGAAUAAUGAGGCACCCGAAGGGAUUGAGGCCCCCAAUGGGAGUUUACAACUUACUAAUAAAAGUAUACAAUAAACUUUA
Magallana angulata is the source of this 835-nucleotide messenger RNA. RefSeq lists its product as uncharacterized. Bases 349 to 762 code for a protein of 137 amino acids. The record is from RefSeq and is a predicted model, not a curated record. NCBI's taxonomy places the organism in Eukaryota, Metazoa, Mollusca, Bivalvia, Ostreida, Ostreidae. The transcript has 4 exons.